This is a messenger RNA of Nothobranchius furzeri (turquoise killifish), 2270 nucleotides long. RefSeq names its product cytochrome P450 3A27. Gene Ontology annotation, molecular function: heme binding; iron ion binding; steroid hydroxylase activity. The record is from RefSeq and is a predicted model, not a curated record. Lineage: Eukaryota; Metazoa; Chordata; Actinopteri; Cyprinodontiformes; Nothobranchiidae.
AAACCAAAUCCCUGGACUCGCCGCCUUCAGGACUCCUCCCCUCAGCAAGAGGCUUUAAAACCACUUGUUUUCAAACCAUUUUCUCAUAUGUUGUUGAGGAACUGUAUUUUUUGGGGUAGUAGGAACAGUUUUGAAAAUGUUUUCAGCAGCCACAUGGACUCUUUUGGCUCUCUUCCUCACCCUGUUACUGCUAUAUGGAGUCUGGCCUUACAGGUUUUUCAAAAAACUCGGCAUACGAGGACCAACACCUCUGCCUUUUAUUGGAACAAUGCUGAACGUGUUAAAGGGAUUGUUACCCUUUGACCGUGAGUGUCAGGCCAAGUAUGGAGAUGUCUGGGGUUUGUUUGAUGGACCAACGCCAGUAAUGAUGGUUACAGACCCUGAGAUUAUCAAAACUAUCCUGGUAAAGGAGUGCUACACCGUGUUUACCAACCGCAGGGAUGUUUUUGGAUCGGGUGGACCUUUGGAUGAUGCAAUCACAGUCGUCAAAGAUGAAAGGUGGAAACGAAUUCGCAGCACGAUUUCUCCGUGCUUCACCAGCGGGAGACUCAAACAGGUUUUUCCCUUCAUCGCUCGCUAUGCAGACCGACUUGUUGAAAAAGUCGAACAAAUGAAUUUGGAGGAGCCAAUAGAUGUCAAACAGUUUGUGGCACCAUUCAGUUUGGACGUGGUGACCAGCGCUUCUUUCAGCGUGGAGAUCGACUCCAUCAACCAUCCUGAUGACCCAGUUAAUGCUCACGUACAGAAUAUGAUGAAAUUCAGAGUUCUGCCAUUUCUUCUCUUAAUGAUGUUUCCCUUCAGUCGGCAUCUGCUGAAGCUCUUCAAAUUUGAAGUUUUCCCGCGAGUUAGCCUGGACUUCUUCUACAACAUCAUCAAAAAAUUUAAAGACCAACACAAAACGGAGGAAUCGACUCAUGGAGACUUCCUGCAGGUGAUGGUUCAGAAUGAGAUCCCAGAAAGUGACAUAAAGAACAAUCAGGAACAACCAACUAAAGGUUUGACUGAACAUGAGAUCCUCUCUCAAGCUGUGAUGUUCAUCUUUGCUGGCUACGAGACCACCAGCACCACCCUGAAUUACAUCUUUUAUAAUCUGGCCACAAACCCUGAUGCAAUGCAGACGCUGCAGGAAGAGAUCGAUGAAGCUCUUCAGAGAAAUACCUGCUGGUCGUACAGCGAGCUGUGUAACCUGAAGUACCUGGACCAGGUUAUUUGUGAGUCGUUGCGUUUGAUUCCCACCGCACCUCGGCUCGAGAGGGUUUGCAAGAAGACGGUGCAGGUAAACGGGCUCACCAUACCUGAGGGAACAAUAGUUGGGAUUCCGGUUUAUCUUUUACACAUGGACCCACGCUACUGGAGCGCUCCAGAGCUUUUCAAACCAGAGAGGUUCAGUAAAGAGCACGAGGAGGAGCUGAACCCGUACGCGUACAUGCCAUUCGGCCUCGGCCCUCGUAACUGCGUUGGGAUGCGCUAUGCCAUCCUCGUCAUCAAGAUGAUCCUUGUGCGUCUCCUGCAGAGUUACACUUUGGAAACAUGCAAAGACACCGUGAUCCCCCUGGAAUUUGACUGGAAGUUUCAACCAACCAAACCUAUAAAACUCAAAUUUGUUCCCAGAAAAUCCUAAUCCAAGAGGGUCUAAUCCAGUCGUAAUCCACCUCUGGAUUCUUAUGAAGCAUACAUUUUGGAUAAUUUUGUGUUUAAUGUAAGUUUUGUACCCCUUUCCUUACAUCUUUUUUAAUCACAAGUUUUAUUUUUCUCAUUUUCAUGUUUUUUAAUCAUUUUUUUAAUCUUUUUUAUUUUUGUUCCUGUGAAGCGCCUCGUGGUUUUUAUCUUGAGAGCCGUUAUCUAAAAGAUCAUUUUCUUUCUUUCUCACCGCUGAUUAUGAAAUAAAUCAAACAUGAUCGAUGUUGAUUAAUCAGAUGUUGUUUAUUUACUGUUUGUUUUGUUCCUAAUAAGGUUUUUUGAUUACCUAAAUAAGAAAAAUAUUUCAUAUUUUCAUUUCGUGAAGAGGGGUGUCUUUUGCUUUUACUUUCAAGUUCAUCUCAAAGAGCUUGAAGUUAUUUUUAUCUGAACACAUGUUUCUACAAACACGCUGCAAUAAAUCUGAUUUUUUUUUACUUUUAGGUAAAUUUACACAUUUAUAUAUUCAAUUUUAUUUUAUUUACCCAUUACUUUUAAUGUAAAAUGUACAUUGUAAGGCUUUUAUUGCAAUGACUGUAACCCUUUUUUAUUCUGGGUUUAUACAUAAUAAACAUACUGUUUAUAAUCACAAA